AUGGAAUUUACAAUAGUUAGAAAUUUAUUAAUUAUUUUAGGAAUUUUAUUUGCAAAGAAUGCAUUGGUUUAUGGUACAGGAAAGGUUGAAAAUGAUAUUGACAAGGAAUUAGAUUACCCAAAAAUGUUUUAUAUUUUGGCAUCAAAUCAAGAUCAAACCAAUAUCUUUUUUCAAAAUGUAUCGCAAAUCCAACCAACUCAAAUCAAUGAGGAACCAAGAGACGAUUAUUUAAAAUGGAUUAAAAAUAAUUCUACUUUUGGUACUACCGAUAGAUUUGUAAAUAUGAAAUCAAAUGGUGAUAUAAUAUUUUAUUCAAAAUUAUUUAAUAGUGAUGGUAUAAGUUGGUCUUUUCCAACGAUUGAUGGAUCAAAGGAAAUGAAAUUAACACCAAAUGCACCACAAUUUUUUGUGGUUCAAGCUGGAGCUGGAGCUGCUGCUAAAAAGGAACCGGCUGAUUCUUCUGAAUCACCAGUUGUUGAUAGUGGAAAAUCAAUUCAAAAGGCAAAGAGUGUUUAUCAGCCAUACUUUGAUACAGCUCGUUCAACUGGGGUUGGAUUUGGUAUUACUGAAGCAGACACCGAAUUCUCUUCAUCCUAUUUAUCAUUUUUAAAGUUUUCAAAUGAACCUAUUAGUUGGUCAAGUUCAAAAUUAGAAAUAGAUCCAUCUAAAUUGGAAUCAUUCAAAACUUGUUUUGAUACUAAAACAGAUACCUAUUAUGUAUUAUGUAAAUCUAAACCGACCUCCACCUCUACACAAUCAGAUACAACUACAACUUCAACUACAACUACUACAUCAAAACGAGUUUCACAAGGAUCAAGUCAAGAUGCAUCUUCUAGUUCUCCUACUCCUGCUUCCUCUGAACCAAUUAGUAAUAAUACAUACUUAGUAUCAUUUCAACCAUUUUUAAAAGAGAAACCAGAUGUUGCAGUGGUCAAUGUGAUUCAAGCUGAAUUACCAGUCAGUUUCAACUAUGAAACUAGUCAUAUGGCAUGUUAUAAUAACAAAAUAUUGGCAGUUGGUAAUCAAGUUGGAGAGGAAGGCCAAACCCAACUCUAUGGUUACAAUAUUAAAUUGGCUGAUGGAUCUGUUAAACAAGUUGUUACCAAAACAUUCAAAAUCGAUGCAUUGGCUAGAUCAUACACCGACCCCAAAUUUGCUGCAUUCUACAACAAGGAUAGUCUAAAAUUGUCAAUCUACAAUCUUGAAACCAAUGCUAGUAGUGACCAUGAUUUUAAUAUGACACUCCCAAUUAAUUUUGUUGCUAGAGAUUUUAUGUUAUCAAAUAUUUACCCAAGUUCACAUUUCUCUUCAAUCUAUGACACGUCUGAAGAUAGUUUUGGUCUUUCCAUCUUUUCUUCUAUUCCUCUUCUUUUCACCAUUUUGAUUUCAAUUGUCUCCAUUAUUAUUUAA
Molecule: messenger RNA, 1410 nt
Organism: Cavenderia fasciculata
Lineage: Eukaryota; Evosea; Eumycetozoa; Acytosteliales; Cavenderiaceae
Exons: 2
Coding region: 1-1410 (469 amino acids)
Source: RefSeq, a predicted model, not a curated record